This is a messenger RNA of Mustela erminea (ermine), 1015 nucleotides long. It is a transcript of the gene SPACA4, whose product is annotated as sperm acrosome associated 4. NCBI's taxonomy places the organism in Eukaryota, Metazoa, Chordata, Mammalia, Carnivora, Mustelidae. The transcript has a single exon. The record is from RefSeq and is a predicted model, not a curated record. Bases 290 to 670 code for a protein of 126 amino acids.
GUGAGGUCACCCCAUUCCGCUCCACAAAGAGUGCCGUCAGGUAGCAGCCGCUGGCUUGUCUCUGUCCCGGGGAAUCUUCUGAGACCCAAGGACUUGUGAGCCGCAGUCACGACGGAGACCCUGAGAGGGACACGGAGCGCUGGGAAACGAGGACCCUCCGUGCGCUGACCCUGGGAGGCCCAGACCAGGGGCAAAAGUCUCGCAGGCCUCGGGAGCAUCAUCCAGCAGUUCCGGGAGGCCCAGGAAGCCCACGGCCUGGCUUGGGCACCGUCACCGCCGCCAGGCCACCAUGGUCCUCGGCUGGCUGCUGCUUCUGGUAAUGGCUCUGCCCCCGGGCACCACAGGCGCCAAGGACUGUGUGUUCUGUGAGCUGACCGACUCCAAGCAGUGUCCCGGCAUCCACAUGCGCUGUGGCGACGAUGAGGAAUGCUUCACAGGCAUCGGGGUGGCCCCGGGCCUCGGCCCCAUCAUCAACAAAGGCUGCAUACAGUCCACGUCCUGCGGUCACGAGGAGCCGGUCACCUACAUGGGCGUCACCUACACGCUCACCUCCACCUGCUGCUACGGCCACAUGUGUAACAGGGCCCCCAAUCCCGCAGGCCGUCGGACGGAAGGGGUCGCCGCCGGCCUGGUGCUGGGCGUGCUGCUGCUGCUCCCACAUUUGCUUUGACCAACCCGAAGGGCAGGGCCUGGGACUGGUCUCCCGGCUCCGCUGCUCCCCGAGCCCCCCGCCUCCACCCCUUCCCCCCCAUUAAAUGGCCAGAGGCCCUGGACAACCUCGUGUGGCCCCGGCUUCAUCCAUUACCAGGGCUGUCCGCCCGGAGCCCGGGGCGAAGCAUCCUCAGGCCGCCGAACACGGCCCGAAGGGUUUGGCUGGACCCCUCUACUGUAUUUCAUGGGUUCUAAGACGUGUAGCUUUUCCCAUGUCGAUCGGGAUGCUUCUUUUUGUCGGGGGCACCUUAGAGUCGAUGAAAUAUGGUUCAAAUGAACAACGACAAUAAACAACCGCUAACGU